Messenger RNA from Anopheles darlingi, 937 nucleotides. Its product is annotated as 26S proteasome non-ATPase regulatory subunit 10-like. The record is from RefSeq and is a predicted model, not a curated record. NCBI's taxonomy places the organism in Eukaryota, Metazoa, Arthropoda, Insecta, Diptera, Culicidae. Gene Ontology annotation, molecular function: protein binding. Bases 16 to 798 code for a protein of 260 amino acids. The transcript has 2 exons.
UGUGUGUGUGUGUUUAUGUUAUUGUUGGCUAGUGUCAAACGGUAUGGGGCUGGCUGGUCAUUCGAAUUUUGGAAAAUCAUUCAGCAGCAAGUAGAGGCCAACGGAAGCCGUCCCGGAGACGCGAUGGCAAAAUUCGACCAGCUCCUUCAGCUGUCGCAGAACCACUCCUUUGCAAGUUCGGAUUUGCUGCCACACCAAACGACUGAGCGCGAUGAGAACGAACGUUUGCUGUUGCACUGGGCAGCCAAGGCCGGUAAUGCUAGGAUGGUCGAGUUGCUGCUGUCCAGACACCCUGAGCAGCUAGAGGCACAGGAUGACAUGGGCUACACACCGCUAGUGCUGGCGGCACUGUGUGGUCACCGGACCGUGGUCGAUCUGCUGGUAGCAGCGGGUGCCAACCUAAACCACUGCACCAAACGGGGCCAUUCGGCGUUGCAGUACUGUUGUUCGCGGGGACACCUAGGCAUCGCAACGUACCUGCUUGAGGCCGGUGCCGAGGUCAAUAUUGCCGAUCGGCUGCGUGAAACACCGCUGCACCGGGCCGUUGUGAUGGGGCACACCGCGAUCGUGCAGCUGCUGCUGGAUAACGGCGCCGAUAUCAACGCAAUCAACUCGACCGGUAACACACCGUUGCAUCUGGCGUGCAGUGAGGGACAAACCGGAUGCGCUUUAGCGCUGCUACGUCGUGGAGCGCGCAAAGACACUGGCAACAGUGACGGUGCGCUACCGCUCCAGCUGGCACCGCGCGAAAUCCAGCGCGCUCUCACCGAGGCAAUGAGUCGCCGGAACGAUGGUUAAAGGUCUAGGGAACCGUAUUGCGGUUCUUUGCUUCAUUCCAUUUAUCGCCCGCCCGCCUUUGUACACAUAAACAACAAGCUACCGUAGUUAGGCAAAUAAACGCAUGUUUGCCUAAUCUUGCGCAAAUUCUGAUUAAUAA